CCUUAAUGCACUCACAUUUUAUAGCAAUUUAGAAAUAAAUAUAGUAUAGACUCUAUAGUCUAUGCAGUGGAGACAAGAAAUCAUCAGUACACAAAAAGGGAGCCUUUAUUCCUACUUUUGCUAUUUAAUUACUCUAGGAGAUAUGAUUAGUCCCUCCUACCCUUGUUACCAACUUAUUAAGAUUAAUUUCUUCAUGAAUUCAAAUCCCCACUUCACUCCAGAAGAGCACAAGAGUCAACUGAAGCAGCCCUUUUCCUAGGGCAAAGGAUGAACAAGUUUCCCAUAUACCCAAAAUAUGAAGCUGGGGACUAUUGUGGCUACGAGUUUGAUCCUCAGACUGACUUUAAGGAUUUCUUGUCAGAAGCAAGAAAGCGUGUAUCUGAAGGGAAAUUUGGUGCUACGCCUACACGUUCUGUUGAAUUGAGAAACAACAAUUUUGAAAAUAAUGUAAAGAAAACAUGCAAGAAGUCAUGGAGAAGUUCUCUGUUUUCAUGGCUGAAGACCGAUAAGAAGAAGAAGAAUCAGGGGAUCAGAGAAACUUCAAAAGGCUCUACCAUUAACAAGCUGAAGCGUGGAUGUGUCUCUGGUCCAAUGCCAGGGAUCAGUGGGCCGGGUACUAUAGCUGGCAAGCCUAAUAAGCCUUUGUCUGGACCCCUCACAAGUAUGUUCAGUUCAAUGAACAGAGGGGACAAUGAAAUACCUUAUCUAUGUCUUAAGAAGGUUAAGGAUAAUGCUACUGAUGUUCAAUCUUAUGGACCUGUUUAUCUGGUAACUUAGGAUUGCAAAAGGGUAGGUUUAAUUUAGCAGCGCUUAAGGUAUGUGUGGAUUUAUGUGUUUUAAAUUCCAUUUGUGUGAGGUGAAUGCUAACAAAUAUCAUUUGCAAGAAAAGAAUUUGCAUUUGUUGCACGGAAUAGGUUAUUUUGUUCGGCUUGAACUAGUUGUGCAUAUUGUGAACCUAUUAAUUCUAGAUUCUGAAUUCGCCGCUGAUUA
Molecule: messenger RNA, 990 nt
Organism: Capsicum annuum
Lineage: Eukaryota; Viridiplantae; Streptophyta; Magnoliopsida; Solanales; Solanaceae
Exons: 3
Coding region: 268-777 (169 amino acids)
Source: RefSeq, a predicted model, not a curated record